Molecule: messenger RNA, 3241 nt
Organism: Umbelopsis ramanniana AG
Lineage: Eukaryota; Fungi; Mucoromycota; Umbelopsidomycetes; Umbelopsidales; Umbelopsidaceae
Exons: 5
Coding region: 145-3147 (1000 amino acids)
Cellular component (GO): nucleus
Molecular function (GO): RNA binding; ATP binding; RNA helicase activity
Source: RefSeq, a predicted model, not a curated record
CCAUGCUUUGAAAACGACAAGCCAAAGCUGUGACUGGCUAUUGUGACUGUUUCUACUGAAGCGGGCAAAAUUUCAGAUUUUGCAAAAACCUGCUGCAGUAGAACCUGAAAAAGUGCAGUAUAUAGUUCUCUGUUCAACUCGGUCAUGGCAGCUAAAAGAAAAGUGCCCACAAAGAAAGGAAAGGUAACUUCCUUCAAGGACGACGAAAAGAAGCCUUUCAGUAAGGGAAAGCAACAUGGAUCCAAGUUCGGGAAGAAGAAUGUUGACGAAAAGCCCAUGUCAACCACAAAGGCGAAAAAGAAGGAAUUUCAAGCAAAACGAUAUAACAAAAAGACCAAGAAAACCGAAGAAGAUGAUGAAGACUCCGAAUUUGAAGUCGUACCCAACAAUACGACCAAACCCUCGAAAUCCACUGGAAGCAAUGCUGCGAACACUGAUUACAACUCGGAUGACGACUCCGACGACGAUGGUGCUGUCGACAUGUUUGGAUCCGCCGGUACCAAGUCAGCUAAAGGAGAUCUGGAACAUAAUGAGGAUGGUGAUGAUGUUGUAGACGGAGAAGGUCAAGAUUCGGAUAACUCUGAUGACGAUGACAAGUUUAUUGCCGCUGAGAACUUGAAUGCCAAUCGCAAGAAGAAGAAGUCUGGUGGUUUCCAGUCUAUGGGUUUGAGCCAAAAUGUCUUUAAAGCCAUCUCUCACAAGGGUUUCAAGGUACCAACACCAAUUCAGCGCAAGUGCGUACCUAUCAUCAUGGAAGGAAACGAUGUCGUCGGAAUGGCAAGAACAGGUUCAGGAAAAACAGCUGCCUUCCUUAUUCCAAUGCUGGAAAAACUUAAAACGCAUUCAGCUAAGGUUGGCGCCCGUGCAAUCGUCUUAUCACCAUCUCGUGAACUUGCUCUGCAGACGCAGAAGGUUGCCAAGGAACUUGGAAAGUACACGGACCUCAGAAGCUGUAUUAUUGUCGGUGGUGAUAGUUUGGAAGAACAGUUCUCCAUGAUUGCGUCCAAUCCCGACAUCAUCAUUGCUACACCAGGAAGAUUGCUCCAUCUUAUUGUUGAAAUGAAUCUCGAUAUCAAGACUGUGGAAUAUGUUGUUUUUGAUGAAGCCGAUCGUUUGUUCGAAAUGGGUUUCGCUGUUCAGCUCCAUGAAAUUUUGUCUCGUCUUCCUCAAAGCAGACAAACACUUUUGUUUUCCGCCACACUUCCUAAGCUUCUCGUUGACUUUGCCAAAGCUGGUCUUCAGGAUCCUACAUUGGUACGUUUAGAUGUGGAUACCAAGAUCAGCAAAGAUCUUGAAAUGGCUUUCUUCAACAUCAAGCAACAGGAAAAGGAAGCAGCGCUGCUCUAUAUCCUUCGAAAUGUUAUCAAGCUUUCGAAAACCACACCUUAUGCUGCCGAUACGAAUGCUGAACAGGAUAAGAAAAAGAAGAAGUUCAAGAAGCCAGUCAAUAUGGGAGACCUUCAUCAGACCAUUGUUUUCGCUUCCACUAAGCAUCAUGUCGAAUAUCUUGCCAAUUUGCUGAUGUUGGUAGGAUAUCAAGUUUCAUAUGUCUACGGUACACUGGAUCAAACCGCUCGUCACAUUCAGAUUAACAACUUCCGUAACGGAAUCUCCAAUAUCAUGGUUGUCACAGACGUUGCUGCUCGUGGUAUUGAUAUUCCUAUUUUGGAGAACGUCAUUAACUAUGACUUUGUCGAUUCAUCAAAGGUGUUUAUUCAUCGUGUUGGUCGUGCUGCUCGUGCUGGUCGUCGUGGUUGGGCAUACUCUCUCAUUACUCCAGAGGAACUUCCUUACCUUAUGGAUCUCCAACUCUUUUUGUCUCGCAAACUCGUGUGUGGAAAUACUGAAGCCAACGAAAAGGGAUACGACUUUACUAGCGAUAUCAUAAUGGGAAGUGUACCACGCGAGCUUAUCGAUGAUGACUCCGAAUGGGUGCGAUCUCGUGUUGCUGCAGAUGCUGAGCUGACAGGACACCAGCAAACUGCCAUCAAUGGUUACAAACUGUACUGCCGAACACGCCCUAGUGCAGCUGCUGAGAGUUAUACACGAGCCAAAGAACUUUUGAAGUCUUUGAAUAUCAAAGAUCCACAUCCUUUGGUAGUUCACGACUUGAAUACUGCAUCUCAGCAAUCUCGGUCAGCCUUACUCUCGUCUAUCACCAACUUCAGACCACAAGAAACCAUUUUCGAGGUUGGUCAGAGAGGAACCAGAAAGACUUCAGAAGCUACAAUGAUCAUGCGCUCACGCCGCAAGGCUGUCUCCAAGGUCAUUGAUGCGCACAAAUCCCGACAAGCGGAGAAGACUCAGAACGUGUUGGAUACUUUUACGGGCCCAGAAAAUAAUGGCGACGAAGCAGAUACCCAUGUUAACCUUGGAGGCGACGUUGAUGAUGAGGAAUUGAUGAACACUUUCAAGAUGACGGAUGAAAAGCCUGUCCGAAAGUUUCAGCCUGCCACCCCAAGCAACAAGAGCAAGAAGCCAGCUAGCUAUAAGGAUUCAGAAUUCUAUAUGUCAUAUACUCAAGCUGAUGCUAACACAGAGAAGGGAUACUCGAUGAAUUCCUCUGGAAACUUUGCGGAACAAGCUGCAAAGGCUAGUUUGGACCUUGUUGGUGACGAGCGUGAGACGAUGACCCAGAAGAAGAACCAGUUGAGAUGGGAUUCAAAGAAAAAGAAAUUCGUCCAAGGCACUGGUAUAGGUUCAGACAACAAGAAGAUGAUUCGAACAGAAAGUGGAGCGUUGAUCUCAGCCAGUUUCAAGAGUGGAAGAUUUGAUGACUGGAGUAAGAAGACCAAAUUGGCCAUCCCACGCGCUGGUGAGCAAGAACUUUCCACGGCCAAAAACAAAAUGGGACAAAAGCGUUAUAGACACACAGCAACCCAAGAAGCCAAACCUUUGGAUCCAAAAGCAAUGGAUUAUGAAAAUAAAUUGAAGAAGAGAAAGCGACAAGAGCAAGAAGAUCCUACUACUGAUUCACGACCUAGCAAGAAGGGAGCUUUGGGUACCAAGCGAGUAGGCACUAUGAAGAACGCUCGCAACGAACUGAAGGGAACUGAUCAGAUCAGAAGGGACCGCGCUAUGAAGGAACAGCGCCGUGAAAAGAAUGCUCGCCACAGCAAGAAGGGAAAGAAGGGAGGACGACGAUAGAUUCAUUAGUUUUUGUAAUAAAAGAUACACUUUGCUAUAGCCGAGGGCAUGCGGAAUUUCAAUUUCCAGCUGACGCAAAAAAGUCACUUUUCGC